AGAGGUAACUGUGUAGCUAGUUACAGUGUUUCGUUAACGUGACCUAUCACAUGGUGACAAUAGCUAACGCUACCUGUUGUGAUGCAUGCUGUUAGAUAGCUAGGUUAACUUAACUGGCUAUGCAUAUGAAAUAACAUACAACUCUCACAAACACAGUUCCGUAUAAAAGUUAGUAUUAAACAAAUGUAGCUAGCUACGUUGUUAGCUAGCUAGCGUUAGUCAGUCAGUAUGGACAGAAUAUUUACACUGACGAUGCCAGAUAUUUUUCUAUCAAAUGUGAGUCAAGUAACUAGCUAGCUAAGCUAGGUUGGUUACUCUGAAAUGGGAAGCUAGCCUUUGUCGAAGUGGUGCAACCAAAGUAGUUUAAGUCAAGAUUCGUCAUGGGUGAGAAAAUUGACAUCCCGGACCUUCCUCAUGGUCCAUUAGAUGUGUACAGAAAUCGGGCGUCCUUCUCCUGGAAGGAAAUGAUAAGGUUCCUGGAGGGUGAGGAAGUUGCUUUCAAGCAGCACAUUUUUCAGACAUUGGAGAAUGACCCACUGUUUGCAAGGCAUCCAGGUGAGGAUUUUUCACUGGAGCAGAAGAGAGAACUCACGUUUCGUCGCUGCAAACAGUUGUUUAAGUAUGACUUCCUGACACGGGAUGAAAUGAUUCAGAGUCCCUUGAAGUUGGCUGUCCUCAGUGACUGUCUGGGCAUGUAUGAUUGGUCUUUGGCAACCAAGUACACCCUCAACAAAGGGAUGUUUGGUGCUGCAGUAGCUAAUUCUGGCUCGGAGAGGCACCUCAAAUUUAUCCAAGAUACUGAUAACAUGAUGACAUUUGGAUGCUUUGCACUGACUGAACUGAGUCAUGGCAGCAACACAAGGGCCAUAAGGACAACUGCCAAAUAUGAUCCCAGCACCCAGGAAUUUGUAAUAAACUCCCCUGACUUUGAAGCAGCAAAAUUCUGGGUGGGGAACCUGGGGAAGACUGCCACCCAUGCUGUGGUAUUUGCCAGUCUCUACAUGCCUGAUGGACACUGCCAUGGUCUGCACUCUUUUGUGGUUCAGGUCAGGGACCCCAAGACAUUGCUAUCAAUGCCAGGAGUGUUGGUAGGUGACAUGGGAAAGAAAUUGGGCCAAAAUGGACUGGACAACGGUUUUGCAGUUUUUCAUAAUGUCAGGAUCCCUCGGGAAAAUCUACUCAACAAAACUGGAGAUGUGACACCCAGUGGGUGCUAUGUGACUUCUUAUAAGGACCCUAAUAAGCGUUUCGGGGCCUCCCUGGGCGCAUUGUCUGGGGGUCGAGUGUCCAUUUCCAGAAUGUCUGUAGUGAAUAUGAAGUUGGCCUUGACGGUCGCUGUGCGUUUCUCAGCCACGCGGCGCCAGUUUGGGCCCACAGAGGAUGAGGAGAUCCCAGUGCUGGAGUACCAGCUACAGCAAUGGCGUCUUAUUCCUUACUUGGCAGCAGUUUAUGCACUGGAGGUCUUCACCAAAUCCUUCUUGAUGAACUUUUUUGAAUUUCGUGUUGGCCUCCUUAUGAAGAGCAGCAGUGCCAGACAGGCAGAGCUGGGUAGAGAGAUUCACGCGAUGUCAUGUUCCUGUAAGCCUCUGGGCUCUUGGACAGCCCAGCGGGCCAUUCAGGAAUGCCGUGAAGCCUGUGGGGGACACGGCUACUUGGCCAUGAACCGUCUUGGAGACCUUCGUGAUGACAGCGACCCGAACUGCACUUAUGAGGGGGAUAACAGCGUCCUCCUGCAGCAGACCAGCAACUACCUACUUGGCCUGCACCAGUACCAACAGCAGGGCAAAGGGAGGAUAGAGUCUCCUCUGGAGACGGUGAACUUCUUAGAUAACUGGAGCAGGAUUCUUGAGAGUAGGUUCACAGCUGCCUCUGUGGAGGAGUGCAUGGAUUCAGCAGUGCCUCUGGCAGCAUAUAAGUGGCUUGUGUGUUUCCUCCUUGGGGAAAGUCAGCAGAAACUGGCCAAGCAGAAGGCUCUGGGGCUUGGAGACUUUGAGGCCCGCAACAACAGCCAGGUAUAUUACUGUCAUUCUUUGGCAAUAGUCUACAUUGAGCACACAGUUCUCCAACGAUUCCAUGAUCUGACGUGCGAUGAGCAAACUCCAGCAGGUCUUAGACCAGUUCUGAGGAAGCUCUGUGCUCUGUACGGCCUCUGGUCCCUCUUCAACCACAUGGCUAUUCUUUAUCAGGGUGGGUAUUUCACUGGUAAGGAGCCAGCAGACUUCAUCCAGAGUGCUGUUCUCACUCUUUGUAGCCAGCUGAAAGACGAUGCUGUGGCACUGAUUGAUGUGGUUGCUCCUCCUGACUUUAUUCUGAACUCACCCAUUGCCAAAGCAGAUGGUGAGCUGUAUAAGAAUUUGUGGACUACAGUCAUGCAGGGCAAGAAUGUUCUGGAUCGUCCGUCUUGGUGGGCUGAGUUCUGUUACGAAAAGCCUCAAGUGGGAUCCCUCCGAGCCAAGCUGUGAUAUGCUGGGCCGGAUGACGUCGCCUGUCGGCAACAAGCCCCGCCUUCCUGAAAGUUUUACCUUUUAAUCUGAACUUUGGUAUUAUGCUAAUCAGUUAGAUUGGAAAAACUAAUCAAAUGGAUGUAGUGGUAUUUUCAGUGAUCUAGUUCAGAAUUUCUGGAAUUCAUCAUUUAAAUGAUAAUUUAUUUUGACUGGGCCUACCUGCACAAUGUUGGUGUUUUAAAAGUAUGAUUAAAACGCAAAUUCUAGCCACAUUUGCUAGCUUCAGUUUUCAUGCAAAUGAUUUAAUGAGCUGUAUGUACUGACUUGCAAAUUCACUGUACUCUAAUACUCCAAUUCACCAUGUGUGAAUCUGCUGUUUUAAUAUUGGCUAACUUGGUCAUCAACUAAUGGCAUUAGAGCGGGUUUUCAUGAUUACUAUUUAAUGUAAUGAGCAGUAGUGAUGUACACGAGUAUACCACUGAUUCAGCGGAUCUGGGCUAAACACCAAGUAAUAAAUGCACCUUAUGUAUGUUUGAAAUUGCCGCUCCUCCUGUUGGAAUGUGACAUCAACUGUGUAUUGCCAAUGGGUGGCAUUUUCAGACUCACUGCACCAAGUUUUGAUGGCUUAGUGGAGAUGGAGUCCUGACACCUUCAUGUCUAGGCCGGUUCCCUUUGUCUAAGUGUUGCUGAUCACUCACUCUCAAUAUACCCUUAAGUUGUUUAUAUCUUCUGGCCCCACGAGAACUGUUGCAGCCCUUCUUGAUUUGCUUUUUCAUAUGAGAAAUAAGCCCCGAUUGGGAUCUUUUAUUGUGAUGCUUGUCCUUGCAUGCAGUGAGGUAAGCCAGUCACCUUCUGGACCAUACUGUGAUUUCUUACGAUGUCUCAUUUAAUUAAUUAAAGUAAUUAUAUUAGUUUCACUGAGAUCAUAACUGUUGAACUGUGUGCAGUUUUGUAAUAAUUAUAACUAUGGAUAUAGCAUUGUUGCUAUACAUAUGCUAUAUUACAAUCAGAUUGAAGUAAAAACUUUUUUUGAAGAUCAUUUACAAAAAAAACUUUGUUUACUUCUGGACAUGAAAAUUCUGCACAUUGUGUGUGUGUGUGUAAUAUGAUGUAUUGCAACUUUAUUUUUGUUUCAAUUAUGACUUCUAACCAAAUUAAACCAACAUAAACCUUAUGAAACCUCAAGAAUAAUAUCCCAGUUUUUAGCCUUUAAUUUUCAGUAUGUUAGAAUCUCAGCUUUAAGGUGAACAUCCUACCUUGAAGAGGUGUUUAGAAUACUCCGUUUACAAUUGUGACAUCUUCACAGAAUGUAUGUUUCUGGGUAUAUGUGUGACCUAAAAAGCAUUGCUUGCUUUUGCUUCAGUUUGUCAUAUUUCCAAUAAUAAAAGCAGUGGACUACACUUGUCA
Messenger RNA from Electrophorus electricus (electric eel), 3851 nucleotides. RefSeq names its product acyl-CoA oxidase 3, pristanoyl (gene acox3). NCBI's taxonomy places the organism in Eukaryota, Metazoa, Chordata, Actinopteri, Gymnotiformes, Gymnotidae. Gene Ontology annotation, cellular component: peroxisome. Gene Ontology annotation, molecular function: FAD binding; pristanoyl-CoA oxidase activity; fatty acid binding. Gene Ontology annotation, biological process: fatty acid beta-oxidation using acyl-CoA oxidase; lipid homeostasis. The record is from RefSeq and is a predicted model, not a curated record.